This is a messenger RNA of Limanda limanda (common dab), 1167 nucleotides long. Its product is annotated as forkhead box protein N2. Gene Ontology annotation, molecular function: DNA-binding transcription factor activity; cis-regulatory region sequence-specific DNA binding. NCBI's taxonomy places the organism in Eukaryota, Metazoa, Chordata, Actinopteri, Pleuronectiformes, Pleuronectidae. The coding region runs from base 1 to 1167 and encodes 388 amino acids. Gene Ontology annotation, cellular component: nucleus. The record is from RefSeq and is a predicted model, not a curated record. Gene Ontology annotation, biological process: regulation of DNA-templated transcription. The transcript is spliced from 4 exons.
AUGGAGAAUAGCUUUCAAACCCUUUCACCCUCAUCCCUGUGUCCCACCACCUUUGGAGGGUCCCUGUGUCCCACCACCUUUGGAGAGUCCCUGACUUUCUCCUCCUCGCCGCUGCAGACCACCUGCAGCGACCGUAUUUCGCUCCCACUUUCACCCAUUUCUUUCCCCCCGUCCCCCAUCUCACUUUCUCCAGCGACAGCGGAGUCCAUCUUCUCCUCCUCCCCUUUCUCACAGUGCACAGCCUCUCAGUGCCUUGAACUACAAAACACAGAGGGCCUCAGCCCUACAAACAUAUGUGACCAGGAUGACCUGACCUGCCUGAACUGGCUGCAUCAGAGAGGCAACCUGCUGCCACUGCAGCCUCUUCCCAAAAUGACACCACUGCCUCAGCUAGAAGCCUCCACACCUACCCACCCUCCUCCUGCCUCAUCCAAGCCACCAUACUCCUUCAGUAGUCUGAUUUUCAUGGCAAUAGAAGACUCGCCAGACAAGAGACUUCCAGUAAAGGACAUCUACGAAUGGAUUGUAAACAAUUUCCCCUACUACAGGACAGCCACUGGAGGCUGGAGGAACUCCGUUAGACACAACCUGUCGCUGAGCAAGAGCUUCUGUCGCAUUCAGAGGGACAAGAACCAGUCCGUGGGAAAGGGAUCGCUGUGGUGUGUUUGUCCAGAGUAUCGGCCGGCGCUCCUCGAGGUGCUUAGGAAGACCCACAGUUAUCACAGCACUAACAGCAAUCUGCUAAACAAGCCUGCACUGUUGGAAGGAGCUGACUAUGUGGUGCCUGCAGUCUGUGACAAUAUUGAAAUCUCAGAUCCUCUUUGUCACACGCUCCUCCUCUCCAUGCCCUCUCCCCCAACCCUGACCACUGAUGAUCCAAAUUUUGGUGAAAACCCAUCGUGCCCUUUGACACCAGAUCACGAGGAGCUUGUCAUGUUGGAGUCGAUGGAAUACCAGCAUGAGGAGAUCUGCGAGGAGAUGGAAAAGGACCCCCUGUCCGACAGUGGCUACAUCGAGUUACACUACUACCAGUCUCAACAGUUCCAGUACCUGGUGCUGCCUGGGGACACCGAGCUGGACCUGGAGACAGUGGAGAUCCUUCAGCUGGAUGCAGAGGCCCAGGAGGCCGCUGGCUCACUGCUGGACCUGGCUGGUGGUGUAUAUUAA